Molecule: messenger RNA, 2166 nt
Organism: Vitis riparia (riverbank grape)
Lineage: Eukaryota; Viridiplantae; Streptophyta; Magnoliopsida; Vitales; Vitaceae
Product: MLO-like protein 4
Exons: 15
Coding region: 298-1944 (548 amino acids)
Biological process (GO): defense response
Cellular component (GO): membrane
Source: RefSeq, a predicted model, not a curated record
GUGGUCGAGAGAUCAGUUAUUGGGACCCAAUGUGGACAACUGAUUCGUGACACCCCAUGCAUAGGAUUUAAUUUUUGAUGGGUUUCAGGCCUCUAAAUGAUGGCAUUCAUGGCUGCCAUUAAGCUCUGCAUCAGAAUACCCCAUUGCCAGUUGAAGAAGAAGAAGAAAGAAAGAAAGAAAGAAGAAUCCGUUGCUGAGGCGAGCCGGGUCUUUUUUUCUUUUUGUGUGUUGAAUCUUCGAUAUAUCAAACACCCAGAAGGAGAUUUGGUUUGUGUUUUGUGGGUUUGAACAGGUGAAAUGGAGGGGACGGAGGGAAGGGAAGAUCGAUCUUUGGCUGAAACCCCGACAUGGGCGUUUGCAACUGUUGUUGCUGUCAUGGUUGCUUUUGGGUUCUUCUUCCACUUUUCUUUGAAGCAUUUUAAAAAGUGGUUGGAAAAGACCAAGAGGAAAUCUCUACUCGCUGCUCUGGAGAAGAUGAAGGACGAGCUAAUGCUUUUUGGGCUUUUAUCUCUGCUGAUGGGUCAUUGGACUCUUUUUGUGGCCAAGAUUUGUGUCAAAACAUCAGUUUUGAGCAGCCGAUUCUAUCCCUGUGUAUUAGAAAGUGAUAUUAAACCCCUUGAGCACAUUAUCGUUUCAGAUUCAAAUUAUUUUAAUGACUCAGCUUUCCCAGAUGAGCUGACUACCAGGCACAACUAUUGUCCCAAGGGUCAAGAAUCUUUUGCUUCAUAUGAAAGCCUUGAGCAGCUUCAUCGUCUAUUAUUUGUUCUAGGUGUUAUCCAUGUCUCUUACAGCUUCGUUACCAUUGCCCUGGCCAUGAUUAAGAUUUAUAGCUGGAGAAGAUGGGAAGAUCAAGCAAAGUCAAUAGCCAUUCAGGGCCUACAAGGUUCUUAUGGAGCUGCCCCGAACAGUAUAAGAAUGAGGCGACUAUCUACUUUCAUUUUUCACCAUACAUCCCAUCCAUGGAGCCAACAUAGAGUUUUUGUUUGGUUGCUUUGUUUCAGCCGCCAGUUUUGGAGUUCUAUAAAUCGAGCAGACUACAUGGCUUUGCGCUUGGGCUUCAUAACUACACAUGGACUUCAUUUGUCAUAUGACUUCCACAACUAUAUGCUCCGAAGCAUGGAGGAAGAAUUUCGGGAUAUCGUUGGCAUUAGUGUGCCUCUCUGGAUUUAUGCCAUUUCAUGCAUUUUCCUAAAUUUUCAUGGAACCAAUGUUUACUAUUGGCUUUCCUUCCUUCCAGCAAUUUUAAUCCUGCUAGUUGGCACAAAGCUGCACCGCAUAGUGGUAAAGUUGGCAGUUGAAAUCAUGGAUACAUCUCCACAGUUGGGAAAUCAUCAAGUAAAACUGAGGGAUGAGCUCUUCUGGUUUGGGAGGCCCAAGCUCCUUCUGUGGUUAAUACAAUUGAUAUCAUUCCAGAAUGCAUUUGAGAUGUCAACAUUCAUCUGGUCACUGUGGGAAAUUAGAGGACCUUCCUGUUUCAUGGAGAAUCGUAACUUUGCUGUUAUCCGCUUGAUAUUUGGGGUUGUCUCCCAGUUUUGGUGUAGCUUUAUCACAUUCCCACUCUAUGUUAUCAUUACACAGAUGGGCUCCAGGUUCAAGAAAACUAUAAUGUCUGAAAAUGUAAGAAAAUCACUCCAUGGAUGGCAGAGGAGGGUAAAGGCCAGACACAGCGGUGCCCCUUUUCCACUCCUCACUGCAACAUCAACAUCGUCCCUGUCAUCCUUGUGCCCUUUAGAGGAUGAGAUGGACAGAACUGAUCAUGGUGCCUCAAGCAGCAAGGAGGGAAGCUACUCAAUACUCGAAGACACCUCAACUCCAUACCAACCAGUCUCUCUAGCACAAAGUCCAAGUUUUGAAGUCUCACCAAGCAACAAGUCACUGGUCCCAUUGCAUUGUGAUCCAAUCCAUGACAGUUAUCACAGUGACGAGGAGGAGGAUCAAAAAUGAUAAUGGCAACCAUAUAGCAGAUGAUUCCCCUCUUCUUCCACCUUCUUGAACCUCUUUACUGUUGCUUGUAUUUUGUUUUGUUUGGCUUUCUUCUGUUUGUUUCUUUUUCUGUUUUCUGGCUUUUCUUGGGGGGUGGAGACAAAAGUUUUCUAUUGAGCAGCUGCUGUUGAACAUCCUAUGAAUUGCUUAAAGAAAAUUAAUUACUUAAUUAUUAAAAUUAUA